Molecule: messenger RNA, 803 nt
Organism: Micropterus salmoides (largemouth bass)
Lineage: Eukaryota; Metazoa; Chordata; Actinopteri; Centrarchiformes; Centrarchidae
Gene: cfap144
Product: family with sequence similarity 183 member A
Exons: 5
Coding region: 80-460 (126 amino acids)
Cellular component (GO): ciliary base
Source: RefSeq, a predicted model, not a curated record
CGCCACCGUGUGUUCGAGGCACCGUACUGCAGCGCGAGGCAUUGUUUACUGUUGCUUGGUAACACGCAUAAAAAUCAGCAUGGCAGCGAACGAGAAACGGGAUUUGGUCCAUCAAAACGCUAUUCACGUUGAGACGAUCCGGAAAGAGCAAAGACACCAGAAACUCCACACGGAAUUCAGCAUCAACCCACACAGGAAAUUGCAUGUCCUGCCAGACAAACCCAUGUCUAGGAAACCAACAGAAGUGAUUGCAGACAACACUGACUUUAUCGAGGCCUUCCACAAGGCGCGCCAGGAGCCUACCAAGAAAUAUAAAAUGCCACAGACUGAGAAUCAGGAGAUAGGAUGGGUGUCAACUCCACUGAUCCCAUCAAACCGCAGUGACAAGAGAUUAAAUUUCUACAGAGUCAUCUCGGACAUCACCGGACACAAAGAAUCUGCUCUGCGUUCAUCAAAUUAGACCAAGACAGAAAGAAUGUAAAUCUACAAAAAGUGAGCAGCUAUGUUCAGAUUUUUUAAUCAUACAAAGUUGUCAUCGCCAGAAGCUGCCCUUUUUCAUUUCCAUCUUAGCAAGCUAAGAAAAACACUUGCAGGGGAAACAUUUACACAGGUCUAUACGAAGCACACUUGUCCAUCGCAUACUUAUCAUAUUAAUGUGGGGAAAGGGCAAAACUAACAGCUGCUCAAUAUUAUAAAAUGUCAUGUCACAUGGGAGAGAAAUGAGUCAAGGAGCUGAGCUAGAAAAAAGAAGACACUAAACACUUUGGAGCACACAGCAUAAAUUAGAUGGCAAGAAGGUUGGU